CCUUGACUCCGGGGACAGGUCACCAGACUGCAAGGACUAUAAAGCGCGGCCGCCCAAACUCAGCAGGCCGCGCAGAGUAAUCCCUGGGACCGCCGGGUGUCCGACCCCGCCCGGCGCACCCUCUCUGCGCUGCGCGCCGCGGGAGGCGGAGCCCGGUCCCGGUCCCGGAGCGGCGCGCGCACCCGGCCGCCUCGCGUCGCGUCCCGUGACUCGUCGGGGGCGCGCGAGGUUAGCGCCCGCCGGCGCCACUUCCGACGCAGCGCUCGGUUCAGGUUCCGGGGCGCCGCGGAGCUCCCGGCCUGUGGGUCGCGCGCGGCCCGGUGAGGCGGCUGGGAUGGAGGAGGCCGGAGCCGCGGUGAUCGCGGCCGGAGAGGCGGAACUGAAUCUGUCCCGGUUCAGCGUGUCCCCCGAGACCCUGGAGUCGGAGCUGGAGGCGCGGGGCGAGGAGCGGCGCGGCGCGCGGGAGGCUCUGCUGCGGCUGCUGCUGCCGCACAACCGUCUGGUGUCGCUGCCGCGGGCUCUGGGCAACGGUUUCCCGCAUCUCCAGCUGUUGGACGUGAGCGGCAACGCGCUGACCGCGCUGGGGCCGGAGCUGCUGGCGCUGCGCGGCCUGCGUACGCUGCUGGCCAAGAACAACCGGCUUGGCGGGCCCGGCGCGCUGCCCAAGGGCCUGGCCCAGUCGCCGCUCUGCCGCAGCCUCCAGGUGCUCAACCUCAGCGGAAACUGCUUCCAGGAGGUGCCCGCCUCUCUGCUGGAGCUGCGCGCGCUGCAGACCCUCAGCUUGGGCGGCAACCAACUUCAGAGCAUCCCGGCCGAGAUCGAGAACUUGAGGAGUUUAGAGUGUUUGUAUCUUGGAGGAAACUUCAUCAAAGAAAUUCCACCAGAAUUAGGAAAUGUGUCUUCUCUAAAUUAUUUGGUAUUAUGUGAUAAUAAAAUCCAAAGUGUGCCUCCUCAGCUUUCACAGUUACAUUCACUUCGUUCCCUCAGUCUUCACAAUAACUUGCUGACAUACCUGCCUCGAGAGAUCCUCAACCUUAUUCAUUUGGAAGAAUUGAGUUUACGAGGAAAUCCAUUGGUUGUUCGUUUCGUUAGAGAUUUAACCUAUGACCCUCCAACUCUCCUGGAGUUAGCUGCACGGACCAUUAAAAUUCGAAAUAUUUCCUACACUCCCUAUGAUCUUCCUGGGAAUCUUCUUAGGUACUUGAGUUCAGCCAGCAAUUGCCCAAACCCAAAGUGCGGAGGAGUCUACUUUGAUUGCUGCGUCAGACAAAUUAAAUUUGUGGACUUCUGUGGGAAGUACCGCCUCCCCCUGAUGCACUACUUGUGUUCGCCAGAGUGCUCUUCCCCUUGCAGUUCUGCCUCUCACAGCUCCACCUCCCAGAGCGAGUCUGACUCAGAAGAUGAAGCUAGUGUGGCUGCACACAGAAUGCAGAAAGUUCUUCUUGGUUGAAAAGGGUGCAGGGUGGUAUGAAACUCUAGAAGACUGAGAAAGGUAGUUAUAAAAGACAAUAGACUUUGAGGGUUGCUAAAAGCCUUAUCAUCAUUUGAAUGUCCACGACAAGAGUGGGAAGUGGUGUAAAAGAUUUUGUUUCUAGCCAUUCAGCAGGAGUGAGUCCAGUUCCAUGUUUUGGAUUCUUUGAAUGUAAUUCACUCUGAAUGGCAGUUUCAAAUUUGGCUAACUGUUUGCAAUUUUCACUCAGAUUUUGCAUGAAUCAUAUCACAGAAUGGAACGUUCUGAAGAGCAGUGCUAUAAUAAACCAUGAGUGGUAUAACUUGUGGCAGUUGAGAUGAAGAAAGAAAUGAUCAAUGCUGUAAUUUUUACCAGAGUUGUCCUUGAGUUUAAGUUGAACACUAUACCAUAACAGGAUUAGUUGCCCUUUUUUGUGUUACCCAUAUGUCUAGAUUAGAGUUAUUCAGAUAAGCUCACAGAUGGUUACAUAGGACCUAAACCUUUCUCACCUGACUGGUAAAAUAAGGUAUGUAACUUUUAUAUGGGGUUUUAAAUUCUUCAGUCUGCUUCUUUGUUCUAAAUGAUUAUUUUUGUUACCCUUGUACAAUCCAGCAAUGACUGUUACAGUGCCUUAAUUAUAACAAGGAUUUAGAAUUUUAUUCAAGAAAUGAUACCAGAGCAGCCUAUAACCUGACAUACUAUGCAGAACACUUCAAAAUAUGCUUUAACAGAAGUAGGUGAACAGCUGUAUAUCUGACAUCUGAGCUCAUGGUCACUGUAACUUCAUUUUUUGUUUAAACGUGAAGUGAAUCUCUAUAAGCACAUCACUUUUAUACUUAAUGGGAGGCCACAAUCCUGAUAAUCUGUUCAUCAUAAGACAGAAUAAUAGUUUAUAAUGGAAAAAUCUUUCAGAUUUCUUUUAACAGAAAGAAACUAAGAUAGGAAAGUAUCUUUAUAUCUUGCAUUAAAGAAGUGGGAAAAUGAUUUUAAAAGUUUUAAAGGUCGACUGUGACUCCUUUGCCUAUGUGUACCAAAUUGUAACUUCCUCUACUUUUUAAAGGAAAACUAGAGAAAUACUGCAACAGGUGAAAUAAAGUUGGGCAUAGCAGUCAUUCUGUUGAACAAUUUCCAAAACAAAUUUAACCAUGGAGGACUUUUUGAAAAUAAUACACUGAUAAAAUAUUUUAAAUGUAUUAAAAAUACCCUUAGAGUAUAGCAGAAAAAUGUUUUCACAAAUUGCUGGUAGAAACGACCAAAUUUUUAACUAGUUUAGUAUACAAUAAAAAUUGAGUAAUAGUACAACUAUAAGUUGAUGUUAUAAAAGAAAAUAUACAAUGCGUAUUAGCAACCAUUAGAUAACUAAUCUAUAGUAACAUUAACAGUUGGUAAAUAUUACCUAUAUAGUAAUAUGCAAGUCAGAAACACAUUGGAACAUCCCGAUGAUCUGCCCUCUGACUUUGGCAUUCAUGACAGGGGCACACUAUUUCUUAAAAGCAGAUUGCUGUAUAGUAAUAAUAUGUACAUAUGUUAGGUUUUUGUCAUAUAUGUAUUUUUUAUUUUAGAAGAAAAUAUAUUGUAGGAUAGUUUGUUUAUUUUAUGUUAAUUAAUUCAUGAAACAUCAUGAGAGUUUCAUGACUGCAGUUGUGAAACGCUGCUGUAGACUGAAUCCCUUCACCUUGUAGUAAGAGUCUUUUUUUCCUUCUGAUCCAGAAAUUUUCUGUGCCUGUAGAAGUAAUCUAGUAUCUUUCUACUGCCUAGCAAAGUAGUAGGUGGGUAAUUGUAUUAUAAAAUAGAAGUAACAAAACGUCUUUGUUUACUCCUCCAUUUGAGCCACAGCAAGCUACAUACCACAGAUUCGUGAAAGACUUAGGCAGUGCCUAAGUGGAAGCCCAAAAUGUUUUGUAAGUAAGUGACUUAGUUAAGAUACAUAAAGUAUUUUCAUAGAAAGUAAAUAAUGUAUUCAGAGUAAAAUACUCAAAUUGAUAGGACCAAAUUUUUCUGGCUUAAAUGCCUCAGUUUACUUCCUACUUCAUUCCCAGUUUGAUCUAAGUAGCAGCUUGGGUAAUGUUCUAUGAGUUAGCCUUUAUGAAAUAAAGGGGAAGCUAUGUAAAUACAGUACUAAACCUUGCCAGCUUCCCAGAAAGAAGGUAUACUGAUUGAUCUUUUACGGAUGUAAAUAGGUCCAACUGGAAGCAGUUUUUAGUCUUUGCUGUGUGAUGUAGAUGUAUAUAGCAUAGUAUACAGCAAAAUAUCUUUCAUCAAAAUGUUUGUCAUGCUCUUCUAUAUGUUCAUUUGAAAAUCUCUCAUCAGUAAGCAACUGUCUUUGGUGACUUUUACUGAAAUCUACAUUUUAUCUGUUAGUUUUAUCUUUUUUUUAAUCUUUGACUUAACCUUUUACAAGAGCUGCUAAUAAUUUGUAAGCUUUUCCCUGUUUCUUUUCCCUACCUUCCCUGUUUAACUGGUGACUGUAGAAAUUGACUUGGUAAUCUAGAAACUAGAUAAUCAGUUCCAGAGUCAUACAGCUGAUUAUGUAUUUUAAAUGAUAGUCUCUCUAGUUGCUAAGUCACUUGUUUGUAAGUUUUUGAUAUUGCUACACUUGGACAAUUUUAAUGACCAAAACUUCUGUGGAUAAAACUACUUAACCAAAGCAUUAGUGUGUUUAGAAUGAAAGUCUUCAGUGCUAAUAUUUGGAAUUGAAAUGGAUACACUGAACAUUCUUAGUAAUCUUAUUCCUAGAAUCCAUUUCUCUCAGAGUCACCAAACUGAGUUGGUGAAAUAGUCCUAGGAGUUUAGAAAAUAGAAAGAUUAACUAAUAUAAUACUUUGCUUCCAUGGUGCCAGGGAUUGGCUGACCUAAGGACAAGCUGUAACAGUAUUGCCUAUGUUUGUGUGUGGAGGUAGAUCUGAGGGUUACUGUUUGUAUUUUACUUCUAGAUUCAUGCUGGAGGGAUCUCUUAUUCUAAAAUUCUUGAUAUUUGGAACUUUAAGUUAACAAACUUAUAAGUAGAAACUUGCAUUAGAAGCUGUACCUCCAAUUUGAGAAAUCUUUGUGCUAAUGUAAAGUUAAAAGCAGUCCGCACUAGUUCAGUGUAAUACUACAGGCCAAUUCUAUUAAACAUUGUAAAUACCAAUUUUAAACAAAAGAAGGCAAGGAAAGAGCUGAUUGCUAGAGUGUUAAAUGAAAGAAAUCUCUAAAGACAACACAGGGCAGGGAAAGACACUCAGGGAGAUCCCUGAGCCAAGAAAAAUUUUUUAAGUUAUAUUGAAUUGUUUUAAAAUUAAGUGGCCCACUAAUUACCAUCUGAGUCUUUAUCACUAAAUUUCUUCAGUAUCUGCUACUGGGCAAUUAUCCACAUCCCUCCGUAGUGAAGGGCCAGCAUGUAAUAGGAUUUUCUUACAGCCAACCUUGCUCUUUCCAAAGGGAGAAAGUAAUACCUCAUUAACCUGGAAUUUGUGGUACACCCUUGGUUAAUGUUUACCUUUUCACUGUGUAAAAAAGAAAAAAUACUAAACAAAUAAUUAGUGCAGAUAAAAUUUGAUCUUGUAAAAAAAAAGCAUUUUAGCAGUAGCUAUUUAUAUAAAAAGUUAUUCUAAAUAAUAAGGCCUUUUGUAGGCAGAACUUUUUAUCAAAUAUAGUAUGUGUAUAUAAAAUGAGUUUAAGGUGCAUUUAUUUAGAAAUACGUAAUACCCUGUUUCUUCUCAUCCAAAGUAGUGAUUUUGUUAUGUCAGUGUAAGUAUCACUUCCUAUUUAGUCCAAACUAGCUUUGAAGUUAUGCUGAGCAUUUAACAACAGCAGAGGCUGCUGCGUAGGUUUCAGGCAACAUGGUCUGUAAUCCCUAGUUGUGAUUUCCCUCUGUGUAGAAAAGAGGUGUUUGACCUUCACUGUUCCUGAACUAACCAGCAUAUUCUGUAGAAUAUUAAUCUGAUGAGUUUAAUAGCAUCCAAUUUUGUAUUUUUAUUAUAGUCAUGACCUUUUUAAAGGUAGCAGUGCCUUCAGUUGUGCUUAGAAAGUAUAUGCCUUAAAUCUUCCACUCUGGACCCAAGUUUGGGGAACUGUGUCAUUUAACAGGUUGUAUGUGACAGCCUCGUGACCCUUUACAUUUGACUUGAGGGAAAAUGACUGUGAUUGUGAGAGACUCCUUUCCUUAAAACUAGGCCUAAUGUCUGUGAGUUUAGGACUUCUAGAGAGGGAAUUUGAGUCAUGCAUACUGUCACAGAAGGUCAAAGCCAUAAGGGUUAGGGUCCCUGAAAUAAAGUCAGUGAACAGGUAUUAUUCUCUUUCAUACUAUUUUAUAAAGAAAAUAUAUUUGCUACCACUGAAGGAUGGCAGAGGUCCCUAACCAGCUUCAUAUUAAUAGCAUCGUGUAAAGACAUUAUUGCCAUGAGGCCUAGCAUAUUUUGUGAGGGCUUUCUUUGUAAUACCAGAUUAAAACGGGGGUAUGUUUUAAAUUUUUUGUAUGUAAAUAUCUCCAUUCUUUUUCUGUCUCUACUUGGUUCGUACUUGCUAAGAAUUGAUGCAGAAAAUAGCAGUUCAGUAACAAACAUUACACAUUAUUGAAUACUCACAGGGUAAUACUGAUUUGGGUGCUACUAGACUUUUACCUAGCAGUUAACUUGUCAGUCUCAAUUUAUCGUAAGAGACAGUAUUCUGUCUAGUAAAUUCUGUCUAGUUAAAGUUUAUAAGUAAUGAAAGUUAUUUAUAUACUAUUAAACCAGAAAGCCGUGGCUGGAGAGACUAUGUGCAUUCACCAGAAGUUACUUUCUUCCUUUGACUGUGAAUAAAUUGGAUAAAACUUAUUUUAUUCUUAAUUCCAGUUUGGGGAAGAAACUGGGAUAACGUUGACAUCACUUUUGCUGGUACUACAAAAACAUUGCUAAAUUGGUUAAUUCUUCUGUCUGCAACUGCUGUUUUAAGAGACUCUUUUCACUAAUUUAAAUGAUUGACAUUAAUGUGUUAUUGAAAAGGAAUAUUAACCUCAGCAGUUACUUUAUAACAGUCAUGGAGAGAUCUGUGUGCCUGCAAUUGGUGUUUGUUGCAUUUCUGAGCCCACUUUGUAUUCAUGAGAAAUAAAAAUAUAAUAGGAGAAACACUUUAAAUAACCAUUAUUUUAAUUUUUUGCAAAGUUUGGGACUUUAUCAACAAAGGAUAUUUGAAAAUAUAUGAAAUUUUACUUUAGUCAAAUUACCUUUUAUUAUCUGAUUUCUUAAUUUUCUAUAUUUGAAAUAUUGUGAAUUAGGAAUAUAGGCAUAUAGAUAUUUAAAACAAUGGUAACAAUAAAUGUAAUUCAGCAACAUGACUCAAUAAUUAAAUUUUAUUUUCAAGGCAAGAUAAAGUUUAUUGAAUCAAAUUUAUAUAUUACCUUGCAAUGGUAAAUGCUCUAAAAAGAAUAUUUAAGCUACUUCAAUUCUAUACCGCCUUUUUUUUUCCCCAGGACACACCAAAAAAUGUGAUCUAAUAUGAACCCUUUGUGUGAAUUUUGCCUUAUCAAACAUUGUGCCUUAUUUUAUUAAAAAUGUUUUGUGGGAAUCUAACUCUGUAUUCUGGAAGGGUAAAAGUGUUUUAGUUUUAAUUGACAAGCAUUUACUUUAAAAAAAAAAUCUAAAAUCCUUA
Molecule: messenger RNA, 7060 nt
Organism: Camelus dromedarius (Arabian camel)
Lineage: Eukaryota; Metazoa; Chordata; Mammalia; Artiodactyla; Camelidae
Gene: LRRC58
Product: leucine rich repeat containing 58
Exons: 4
Coding region: 335-1450 (371 amino acids)
Biological process (GO): signal transduction
Molecular function (GO): protein binding
Source: RefSeq, a predicted model, not a curated record